Ciona intestinalis (vase tunicate) is the source of this 1989-nucleotide messenger RNA. Its product is annotated as sphingosine-1-phosphate phosphatase 2. Gene Ontology annotation, cellular component: endoplasmic reticulum membrane. Gene Ontology annotation, biological process: sphingosine metabolic process. NCBI's taxonomy places the organism in Eukaryota, Metazoa, Chordata, Ascidiacea, Phlebobranchia, Cionidae. The record is from RefSeq and is a predicted model, not a curated record. Gene Ontology annotation, molecular function: sphingosine-1-phosphate phosphatase activity.
AACCUAACAAUUGGUGUGAAUAUUAAACUUUUGUACUCCGUGCUGGCAAUGCAUUUCUCUUUUGUCACUCGGAGCGCUUGCCGGUUUGCGCUUUGUUUCUUCUAUUCUCUCGUUGAGCAUACAGAUCAUGCGCUCUGUCACGGGGCUGGCAAGAAGAGAUUGUAAAGCAAACGUUCGUUGGUUGCUAUAGUAUAAAUAACAGCGUGGGCGCGCCCCUUUCAACGAUAGUUUGUCGGCGCUGUGAGUGGUUACUAAGUUUCAAUAUAAUGGAUCUGCUUUGGAGGUUUACUGAUUAUUUUAUGGACUUUAACAAGGUCCGACAUUUUCAAGAACUAUGUGGACUACAAGAGGCAAAACUUAAUUUAGACAGUACAUCAAAUGGCACAAUAAACGAGGAACAAGAUGGAACAGAAUCGUUGUACUCCAGCGCCAGCAAAAACCACCCAAAGUCAGAUUUAAAGCAAAGAUUGCAUAAACCAGCAUCCUGCUGUGACGUAGAUCAGUUGAAUGACGACUGUAGUCAACCACAAACAGAGCCGAGUGCAACCAUACCAUACGUUGUAACCAACUGGCUGUUGUACCAUAUGUUCCGGUUCGGUUCAACGCUGGGACACGAAAUAUUUUAUAUCACAUGUAUUCCAUGCAUAUUCUGGAACAUGGAUCCUUUUAUUGGAAGAAAAAUGAUCACUGUUUGGGUGGUAACCAUGUACAUAGGACAGGCAUUGAAGGAUAUUAUAAAAUGGCCGCGACCAACUUGGCCACCUGUGUUCAAACUUGAAACAAGGGUAGCAGCAGAAUAUGGAAUACCAUCAACCCAUGCGAUUGCUGGAACUGCUUUACCAUUCUCAAUGCUAAUGGCAAUGAAUGGGAGAUAUGUGUUCAAUUGGGAGCUAGGAGUUCUUCUUGCAUGUAUGUGGUGUGCAUUGGUGGGCUUCAGCAGAAUUUAUGUUGGAAUGCAUUCCUAUUUGGAUGUUAUGGCUGGGAUUACCCUUACUGCUGCUUAUCUUAUCCUUGGUUGGCCAUUCAUGGAAUUGGUUGAUGAAUAUACACUCACAAGUAAAUUUGCCCCAUGGAUCAUCAUAACAUCGCACUUCCUACUUGGUGUAAUCUACCCAAACACUGAUCGCUACAGUACAACCAGAGGUGACACGAUUAUCAUACUUGGUGUAGGGGCAGGUUGUCAUUGUUCUUCAUGGUUGCACCAUCAAUAUGGCUUUCUUUUUGAGCCGAGAGGUAGUUUGCCCUACGAUAUCAACCUACCUACAUUCCAAGAAAUAUACAUCGGCUUUGCUCGUGCAAUGAUCGGCUGCGUCAUCACGAUCCUAUCACGAUUUAUGUUCAAGUACCUAUCUCUGUUCGUGGUUUGUCACGCCGUUGGUGUAUCGAAAAACGAUCCCAACGCCCGUCAACGAAAAGACGUUGAGGUUGCAUACAAGUUCAUCACAUAUGCUUGCGUUGCAUUCGUCGGGAUCGGAAUGGUUCCAAUCAUUCUUGAAGCAAUCGGCGUAACCUUUUAGUUUUCACCAAUAGUUGUUCACGUCUCCAGUGUUAAACCUAUGCAUAAUGCAUGGACAGAAAAUCAAACCAUCGUACCCUUAAGUUUAUUUGCAAGCCAGCUGUUUUCGCACUAUAAUGCAAAGGUUGAAUAGGUGUUGUAUUUUUAAAUCAGCCGCUCUAAUCACUUUUUUACCAAUAGCGACCCGUCCGUUUGUUGAGUUUCAUUUUCGCUCUUUCUCCAAGCUAGAAAACCUUUUAAUUGUACAUUCUGUGACCCAAUGCCUUAAAGAUUUAUUUUGUAUACCGUAUAUAUAUAUACCUUCUUACUAACAUUGUGUUCUAACGCCAUGAUAUGCACUAAGUCCUUUAUCUCAAAACACUGGUACCGAACGAAGCAGAACCAUGCAUGCUUAUCUGCGUGUUUUAAACGUCCACUGAAUGUCGCACCACGACAGCUUAGUUUGCUUGGAAUAAAUGCCAACCAACCGGGAA